Vitis riparia (riverbank grape) is the source of this 1029-nucleotide messenger RNA. RefSeq names its product cysteine-rich receptor-like protein kinase 18. Gene Ontology annotation, biological process: protein phosphorylation. Gene Ontology annotation, molecular function: ATP binding; protein kinase activity. The record is from RefSeq and is a predicted model, not a curated record. Bases 10 to 1029 code for a protein of 339 amino acids. The transcript has 5 exons. Lineage: Eukaryota; Viridiplantae; Streptophyta; Magnoliopsida; Vitales; Vitaceae.
GAGGGAAAUAUGCAAGCAAGGGGUGAGGAGGACAGUGGAGAAAUGUAUUACUUCAAUUUAACCACUAUUCUGGCUGCUACAAACAAUUUCUCUGAGGCUAAUAAGCUUGGACAAGGAGGUUUUGGCCCUGUUUACAAGGGCAUUCUGCUUAAUGGAAAAGAAAUAGCAGUUAAAAGGCUUUCAGCCAAAUCAAGACAAGGGAUUGAAGAGUUCAGGAAUGAAGUUUUGCUAAUCGUUAAACUUCAACACAAAAAUCUUGUGAGGCUGUUGGGUUACUGCAUAAAGGGAGAUGAAAAGCUUCUUGUCUAUGAGUACAUGGCCAACACGAGUCUGGAUGCCUUUUUGUUUGAUCCAACAAAAACAAAGCAACUAGACUGGGCUAGGCAGGCAGCCAUUAUUGGUGGCAUAGCUAGGGGGCUUCUAUAUCUGCAUGAGGAUUCUAGGCUCAAAAUCAUCCAUAGGGAUUUGAAAUCAAGCAAUGUUUUGUUGGAUGAUGAGAUGAACCCUAAGAUCUCAGACUUUGGCACUGCCAGGAUUUUUGGAAGCAACCAAAUUGAAGCUAGCACCAACAGUAUUGUUGGCACAUUUGGAUAUAUGGCUCCAGAGUAUGCAAUGCACGGCCACUUCUCAGUCAAGACAGAUGUUUAUAGCUUUGGUGUGUUAGUUUUGGAUGUUGUGACUGGUCAAAGGAAUAACCAUAUCCGCAGCAGGGAAACCAUUGAGGACCUUCUGAGCUAUGCUUGGGAAAAUUGGAAAGAAGGGACAGCUACCAAUAUAGUAGAUCCCACAUUAAGGGAUAGCUCAACAAGCGAGAUAAUGAAAUAUAUCCACAUUAAGGGAAAUGAAGCUGACAGACCAGCCAUGGCUUCCAUUGUUCUCAUGCUUAAUGGCCACUCUCUGAGUCUCCCUGUACCUUCACAUCCUGCAUUUUUUGUCCAUAACAGCAGCCAGUUGGACAUGCCUUUAGGAAACAAGUUGGAUCAAUUCUCAGUAGAUGAGGCUACAAUUACCGAUCUACAUCCUCGAUAA